Racocetra persica is the source of this 570-nucleotide messenger RNA. The record is from the annotation of a GenBank genome assembly. Lineage: Eukaryota; Fungi; Glomeromycota; Glomeromycetes; Diversisporales; Gigasporaceae.
AUGUCUUAUUGGAAUGAAAUUUUCUCAACCUUCAGGGUUCUCUCUAAGUGGGAACAUAGUUCAAAUAACUCCAAAAUUUGCAACCAAACCCGUUUAGUAUCAGUUAAAGGAGGAACAUACCUUGAAGUUAAAACUCAAAUAGAAGAAAUCACCUUCCUUUGUGAUACGAAAAACUAUAAACAUGUUAGAAAGCAUGUAUGGAAUGUUCAUAAAAUCGAAGGCAAAUACUACGUCGGAGCUAGAAUUAACGGAAAAAAUGUUUAUUUCCAUCGUAUGAUCACAAAUUUUAAAAUGGUUGGUCAUAUUAAUCGAGAAAGUAUGGAUAACCGGAAUUGUAAUUUACAAGAAACAAAUCAUCGAAAGAAUAAUUUAAACCGUAAAUUGCAAAGAAACAAUACAAGUGGACUGAACGGAAUAUCUCAAUUUGGAAAUAAAUGGCGUUUCCAAUGGCAUGAAUGCGGAAGAAGAAAAUCAAGAAUUUCUAGGGAUUUAGGAGAGCUAAAGGAAUUUAAGAAACAAAAAGACUUACAACUCGGUAACAAAAAUGGAUACGAUGUUAAUUAUGAAUGA